GGCGAUUGAAACAGGAGAAUCGGAUAAUUGGCGAUUCAAAUAACUAUAAAUAUAUAAUCACUUGAUCACCGUAUGAAUCAGCUGAGCUUUAACAAAGGUAUAAUAGUCCUCCUAUUUUUACUCUCACUUUCUAAAAGUGAAAGAAAAAGUCAAUUUUGUGUCAAUUUUGUGAUAUUCUGGUCUUAUGUCUUAACCCCAAAUCAAUACUCCGUAAUAUCUUCAGGAAACAAGCUAGAUUUGUUAUGAAGAACAAUUUCAUAGGAUUUGCCAGAAGACUCUUCGUGGCAGUACGCCCUUUCCCUCUGGCGCCAUACCACCAUGGCCUCCGCCUUUACUGCACUCCCGCAGCAACCGCCGCCGCCUCUUCCUCUCCUGCAAACGACAAACUCUUUGUUGCCGGUUUAUCUUGGUCCGUGGACGAGAAGACAUUAACAGACGCCUUUUCUGAUUUCGGCCAAGUGACGGAAGUGAGGAUAAUGUAUGAUAAAGAUACUGGCAGAUCAAGAGGUUUUGGGUUUGUGUAUUUCUCUAAAGAAGAGGAGGCCAAAAAUGCUAAAGAUGCCAUGGAUGGGAGGGCUUUUCUUGGUCGUCCAUUGAGGAUUAGCUUUGCGCUUGAAAAGGUUCGCGGUGCUCCUGUUGUUGUCCCUCGGCUUAGAAGCAUUGUAAAUGGUGUUCGGAGGGAUCAUUGAGAUUUUAGCACUGGUCUAGGUAAUCCAAGUUUGGUAAAAGAACUGUAAAAUUACAAAUUUUGAAUAUACUUCUAUAAAUAUGUUACUCUUGUGGCAAACCGCGGAUUUAGAUUUUGGGGUUUUUACGUCAAUUUGUAGUUGUAAAAACGCCUUUGGUUGGAAACUGCUGUGGUAAAAUGACAGGUUUUAACCAGUAAUUUUCCUACAUUCCAAGGUUAGUCGAAUCAUGAUGAAAUCCUAAUAUUAUUACUUUUAGGUCUUUCACUAAAUCACUCUUUUGCUUAUUCACAGAAUAGCUUAUAUUCUGUGGCAUUAAAUCAUUCAUGAGCUUACACAUUUUGAUCUCGUUGAGCAUUUUCGAGAAAUGGAAGCAAACAAAAGGAACAUUCAGAAGCACGACCACAAAUCGAUUUCCAGUGAUCAUUCUUAGAACAUAAAGAAAGCUCUCCAAACUUUGGAGUGACACAAUGGAAAUCUGAAAGGGUUUUGUGCUGUUUGUAACCGUUUUUUCAACGUCAGCUAUUUAACUUCAUCAGUCUAUUUUUACUAUUUCACAAUUUAGCGUGUGAAACCGAAAGAUUAGUAAAAAAGAUGAUUGAUAAGCAAGUAAGCAAAAAAAAAAAAAACAGGUUACCAUGAAGCCCUAGCGCCGCAUUGUCAACACCUUCAACUAUACCUUAGCUGCCGCAACCCCUAUAACCCUAGACACUGAUACCACCACCGUGUAACCCUACUUGUCGCCCACUUACUCUGUAACUCUAGCCACCCACCCCACCCUAUAACACUAGCUAUUCACCCCACUCUAUAACCCUAGUCGCUGCUGCACGUGGAAGGCUUAGUCGUCGCAUCGUUACUGACAAAUAGAAGCAUCAAAGUGGAGGGAGUAUGUCGUCAUUGUCAUCUUGUAUGGUUUACAAAGAACUGUUGUCCCCCGCGAUCUAAAUUCUUUGUUGCUAAUGCCUAAUGGAGUAUCCAUUAUUGUCGGUUGAGAAGAUGACCACACCAUCCAAGUGUAUCCAUCAAAAAGGGGAGCAAUGUCAAAGUUGAAGCCGUUGUCGAAGUGUUUGCUUUGAAGAAGAGAGUCAUCAUCGUAAUUGCCUGGUCGAUGAAUGAAGCACUGGACGUCCAUUGUUGAUUGGAGAAGAAAGGAGCGUACUAAGGUUGAAACACAGCCAGUGAAGUGUUUUAUUUGAUGCCACUUGAGACAUUUCAAAUAUUUUUAAUAAUUUAUUUAUUUGGAUAGCAGUG
Messenger RNA from Cuscuta epithymum, 1937 nucleotides. Lineage: Eukaryota; Viridiplantae; Streptophyta; Magnoliopsida; Solanales; Convolvulaceae. The record is from the annotation of a GenBank genome assembly.